Messenger RNA from Hydatigera taeniaeformis, 1641 nucleotides. The record is from the annotation of a GenBank genome assembly. NCBI's taxonomy places the organism in Eukaryota, Metazoa, Platyhelminthes, Cestoda, Cyclophyllidea, Taeniidae.
AUGGGCAACACGCAAGGCUCUGAUGUGCACCAUGAGCAGGCCCCGGGACAGCACAGAACAGUGAAGUCAAAACGCAGGAAAGAAGCCCCCUGUCAGAGAGAGGAGAGGGCUAUACAAUGUGGAAUUCUGCUGCCUCCAAGUCCAAAAGAUUUGGCCCGCCAAAAUGCACGCUAUGUGACAAAAAUGAUUCAAGUGGGUACAAGACCACGCUUCCGAAACCGAUCGACUAUGACAGAAUUUGAAAUAAAGCCUAUCACUUCUAGCAUGAGGGGUACACUGGGCCAUAGGCUCCAUCACAUUAGCCAUUCGGAAGACAGACAACGUCGUUUAUCCAACUCCUUCAUGCAUCUGCAGGACCCUUACCGGUCCCCCACAGCACCUUAUCCCGACGUUAUGCCUGGAUCGUGUAUUUUCACAACAAAACAACCCCUAUACUUUGACUUGCCUAAAAUAAGCCGUACCUCACCCAAAUGGAUGUUUGGAGUGCCACCUAUGAACGAUUUCACUGCAUUCCAACCAGGUGUCCUACAACCACCUUCGGCAUCAGGUGAUAAUUUUUGGCAAAAUCCAAAAUCUCUUGAUCACUUUGAGCCAUUUAAGCAAUCACAAUCAUCAAACAGAUCCCAACACGUACAUAUUGUUGAGAAACCCGAAAUUAUACCACCAACAGCAACAGAUGGGUGUCUACCCUAUGUUCUCCGAAAAGCACGAUCAUGGGAUGGUUUUCUUGAUCAUCAGUAUGGUGAUAGACUUGAGGAAAAAAGAACUCCACUAGCGAUGUCAAUGGACACUAUUUUGCUUCCACAGCAAUCACUUCGAAGUUCAUCGCUCAAUGUACCUUUGAAAUCUCAGAUUCCUCCAACAUUUUACUCAGAUGUCUGUAAUACAUCUUCGUGUUUCCCAUUGCCACGCGGCUCUGAUGGGUUUGUGAUCCCCGACACAAAUCAAUCAAAUCAAUCUUAUGGACCUGCAAAUGUCGAAAGAGUGGGUAUCGGUGGUGAUUACAUACCAUUCUACAGGCCUCAAUGUCAAUGCUGUUCAGUGUCGCACUUCGCCCACCCACUGCUCUAUGGGCCCCACGCGGGUCCCAUCGUUCCAGCACUUAGCAUGGCAAACUUGAGUGAACGUUGUAUGAGAGGUAUGUCACACUUCUCCAGAGCCAAUUCAAUGCGAACAUUCAAAACAGGGAUGAUAGAGAAUGAAAGGCGACGUCUAAUGGGUUUGGGGAUGGCGAACAACGCUUAUGGUUGGUCCAGUCCCACUUCGCCAGCUCGUGGAGGUUUGGCAAAACAGAUCUGUCCUCUUGGUGACGCAUUCGAUAAAGUUGCUAAGAAUGCACCUCGUCUCAAGUCCGUUUCUUCUGGACAUCCUAGUCGAUUUCGCUUUUACUUAAAAGAGUCACCGCAAGUGACAAAGAUCCUUUUGGACACUGAGGAUCGUAGGAUUCGUACCAUCUGUGAUCGCUUUCAAUGUGAUUUGGAAGUGUACUCGAAAGUACCCAAAUCGGGUUUCCUGCAGUACGCCGUCGAUAUAACUGCACCCGACAGCACCAGUCUCUACGCUUGCUCGAGGAAUUUGGACUCCGCCCUAGGCUGGUUCCUCACUGCGCAACUCACUGCUGCCCGCUACCUCAAGUAUUGA